Messenger RNA from Ectocarpus sp. CCAP 1310/34, 829 nucleotides. The record is from the annotation of a GenBank genome assembly. Lineage: Eukaryota; Phaeophyceae; Ectocarpales; Ectocarpaceae.
AUGACAUGUAGAAAGGCUUGCAACGAGUGCCCACUUGUGAAACCGAACGGAGGGAUAAGCACGGACCUCACGUGGGAAUUCUUCCAAGCGAACUUCGAGAGGAUCAAGGGCAUGCUCGCCAAAGCGUCGCCCUCUCUCAUGGACGCGGUGAUCUUGUACUGUUGUGGGGGCUUCACUGAGGAGGACAGGAUGGAGGAGGUGAAGGCGUUCUUCGAGGCGAACCCCGUGCCCAACAGCGCGCGCAAGCUUUCGCAGAUGUUGGAGUCGAUGGCGAUCAAUGUGCGCUUCUUUAAGACCAUCGCGGCUUCGCCGCUGGCGACGGAGGCCUUCUGGGAAGGGUUGGAGGUCUGAUGAGNCCCCCCCCCCCCCCUUGUCAUAUUCAACGGAGCUUGGAGGUCUGAUGACCACCUCCCCUCAUAUCACAACAACAGUAGUGCUUCGCGCUGUGCGAAUGCGUGCUGCUUGUUCUUGUUGAAGGAUUUUUGAGAGUUGUAGGUGUUCGUGAACAGGAACGGGUGCGUGGGACUUGUGGCGACGUCAACAUGGGCCGCAUGUAGCACUAUAUGAAAAAAAAAAAAAUCACACCUCAUCGAUGGUAUAGGGGCCACCACGGAGGAAGUGCUCAUCGCGUGGUGGGGCGAGAGAGAGAAGAGAAAGAGACAGACGCACAUGGCAGCCAGCCCGGGCUUUCGUUUCGUGUUAUGCGAGUGAAGGGGCGCGACAGCGCUACUACUUUCGCAGCCGGGAGGCACUUCAUUCCGCGACUGCGCACCCUUUGCAACGCGGGAGCUGCAAGAAUGACCCGCGUCAUCAGCCCCCCCCCCCCCCC